This is a messenger RNA of Closterium sp. NIES-67, 1055 nucleotides long. The record is from the annotation of a GenBank genome assembly. Lineage: Eukaryota; Viridiplantae; Streptophyta; Zygnematophyceae; Desmidiales; Closteriaceae.
UAUAUGUUAGUAUAUAAUUGUAGGCUUGGUAGACGUUACUGAACAUUUCUGUAGAGGGUACAACACCCCUCCUUACACGUCGCACGACUCUCUGCGUACACACCUGUACAUAAACCCUCGUACGCAUCAGAAGGGAGCAUAGGCUAGUCGUAACGUACCAAAUACUAGUAAGACCUGAGAUAACGCCUAGUUAACCCACUUUACGAUCGAGCAUCAACAAUGGGAUCACGCACAGGAAUGACGCCAUUGAUACUCCUACUAUGCAUCGCAGCGGCUGUUGCGCCGGGCGCUUAUGGCGGUCGCGACAAGUUCCCCGUGCAACUAGGCAAGUCUAAGUUCGACAUGAGCACGUGCCGCCGCGUGUACGGCAUGAAGCCGGCAGUAUCGGGGAUAAUCGGCACCACCAUGGAGAGUCUCGCGUGGACCCCCGUCGGCAGGUCGUGGGCCUACAAGGUCUCCUUCGCGUUCCUCGCAAUCGGCCUUCCCUCCGCGCCGAGCAGCCAGGCGGUCGUGUCGGGCUUCCCCUGCGACCCGUUCACCCCGCCCACGACGAUUCUCUCGCUGCCCGGCACGUGGCAACAGAUGCCGUACAAGCGCGGCGUGGCGUGGCAGCUCACGGGCAACGUGGCGAGCAGCGCAAUCGUGACGGCGUUUCAGAACCAGAAGAGUCAGGGGAAGAAGCGGUCCAAGGUGAAGAUUUACGCCAUGCUGAAUGUGAAUGGUACGGUGCUGUACGGUGAAAUGGAUGAGUAGAUUAGAUGCGAAUGCACUGUGUACAAAUGAGUAGAUUUUCCUUAGCGGGCCAUGCGGCAACCUGGCUAGUGGAGAUUGACUAUACCUAGGUUCUCUCUCCAUCGCAGCUGCUAGCUGCUGCAUCCUGCUCAGAAUGUACGGCGGUUGGAACAACUCCCCCAUUGGAGCAACCAACCCCCCAUGUAUAUCGCCCAGCAGCUGGGCUCUCUGAAGCCCAGCAUUUGGGUAGUAUACAGCCGGGAUCUAUGAAGCAGCUGACGUACUUAAGCAUUCCCAACCCCCCUCUUCCGCCUAAGCCUUAC